GAUGGAGACGAUCCUCUAGAUGUUUGGGUCAGGUACAUUAAAUGGACAAAGCAGGCGUAUCCACAAGGUGGAAAGGAGAGUAAUUUAUCAGUGCUUCUUGAAAGAGCAGUUACGCGCUUCACAGCCGGCAAGAAAUAUCACAAUGACGUUCGCUACGUUGAGCUCUGGAUCGAGUUUGCGGAGGGCUGUUCUGACCCGAUGGACGUCUACCGCUACAUGCAAGCUCAAGGCGUGGGAGGCAUGCAAGCCGCGCUUUACAUCGCCUGGUCUGAAGAGUACGAGAAGAGAGGGAAUAUAAAGAUGGCUGACGGCGUGUUUCAGGACGGCGUGAAGUGUGGAGCAGAACCUGCGGAGAAGCUGCAAGCGUUUCACAGGUUUAAAGUGCAUUGAUCUCGAUCUGUGCUAAAAUGAGUUCAUGACUUUCUAAGCUCUCUAAAGGAUCGACCUGUUAAAAACUUUGCUGUUAA
Messenger RNA from Sinocyclocheilus rhinocerous, 467 nucleotides. RefSeq names its product mitotic checkpoint serine/threonine-protein kinase BUB1 beta-like. The record is from RefSeq and is a predicted model, not a curated record. The transcript is spliced from 3 exons. Gene Ontology annotation, cellular component: nucleus. The annotation marks the transcript as partial. Gene Ontology annotation, biological process: meiotic sister chromatid cohesion, centromeric; mitotic spindle assembly checkpoint signaling. Lineage: Eukaryota; Metazoa; Chordata; Actinopteri; Cypriniformes; Cyprinidae. Gene Ontology annotation, molecular function: protein kinase activity.